AUGGCGUCGCCAGACUGGUCCAACCUCCCCAAAGACCACACUCUUUCCAAGUUUGCAGACGAGCUGCCGUCCGUUCUCCAGGAUGCCGACUACAACGAGAUGUAUGGCGUCGAGCUCUCACCACCAGCUGAAGACAAGCCCGCACCGCACACGACCCUCAUCAUCCUCCAGAAGUUCCUGCGCGCCAAUCUAAACGACGUCCCGAAAGCCCGCCAACAACUCCUCGAUGCCCUGAAGUGGAGGAAGUCGUACAACCCUCUCGCAUCAAAAGAUGAGGUCUUUGACGCCUCCAAAUUCGCCACGUUAGGUUAUGUCACCACGAUCAAAGGCGUCAAGGACACACCCAGCGAGGAGGAUGUAGCCGUGUUCAACAUCUACGGCGCCGCGGCCAAGGAUCCCAAGAAGACGUUCGGGGACACAGAUGCGUUUGUGCGGUGGAGGGUGGCGUUGAUGGAGCUCACGAUCGAGCGACUAGGGCUUGGGGAGGCGGACAAGGUGAUUCCUGACUACGGACAGGGUCCAGAUCCGUACCAGGCGAUUCAAGUGCACGACUACCUGUCCGUCUCGUUCUUCCGGCAGCCAGCGGAGGUGAAGGCGUCGAGUUCGAAGAUCAUCGAUAUGUUCCAGAAGUAUGUCCACCCUCCCUUCCUCCGCGUAUCCACUUCCUUACAUCGACAUAGAUACUACCCCGAAACCGUCUCCUACAAAUACUUCGUCAACGUCCCGCUCGUCAUGCAGUGGAUGAUGGGCACGAUGAAACUGCUCAUGUCGAAAGACAGCAUCCAGAAGAUGACCUGGCUCACGUACGGCAGCCAGCUGCACAACUACGUUGGCGAUGAUGUGCCGCGGGAGUAUGGGGGAAAUAGUGCGCCGCUUGCGAGGAAAGCGCAGACGCCGAGUUAUGGGGACUUGGAGAAGGCGGCGAGUGGGGGGGUUAUGGCGGCGGGGGAGCCUGCUGGGGAGGCUUGA
This is a messenger RNA of Saxophila tyrrhenica, 969 nucleotides long. It is a transcript of the gene SFH5, whose product is annotated as Non-classical phosphatidylinositol transfer protein (PITP). NCBI's taxonomy places the organism in Eukaryota, Fungi, Ascomycota, Dothideomycetes, Mycosphaerellales, Extremaceae. The coding region runs from base 1 to 969 and encodes 322 amino acids. The record is from RefSeq and is a predicted model, not a curated record. Gene Ontology annotation, biological process: regulation of exocytosis; Golgi to plasma membrane protein transport. The transcript is spliced from 2 exons. Gene Ontology annotation, cellular component: cytosol; plasma membrane; cortical endoplasmic reticulum. Gene Ontology annotation, molecular function: phosphatidylinositol transfer activity.